AUGCCUCAGAGUGUGGACAACGCGUACGGAUUGGAGACAAUCAAUGGUAAAGUGUAUUACGAGUGCUUUCUAUGCGAUAAAGUGGUGGUGAAGUGCGAGAAAGACAUUGUCCGACACGUGUUUCGGGACCACUUGGGGUCACAACCCGUGGCCACCGAUGACAAAACCGUGGCCUCAAUAUCGGCUCAGAACAGAGACAAUGCGAAUACACAGCCAAAGAGUUUACCCCGUAAUGAGCGCCUGAUCGCCAGUCGAUCGCCGGCUCACACUUCUGGCCAGUCUUUGCCGAAACGUCGCCGCAAUGGCCGCAAACACGUCGUCCCCAACGAUCAGAAGUUGAUCACUGAUUACUGGCCGGUGUCUAGACUACAGGCAACUAAAGUCAAAACCAUUGGAUCUACUCAUCAAACAAGUGCUGAGCCUUUGUCGGCGCCGACCACUAAUCAAUCCGAUGACCAGCCGAUGGACAAUGACUUUAAUGUGGACACAAAGCGCUUCUCGUGUCUGGAGAAGGGCUGCGGAAAGACAUUUGGUUUUAUGCAGUCAUUAAUACAACACCGACUCAAACACAGCCAACGGGUGGACAAAACGGCCGCCAAUUUGACCACAAAAGCCAAUACAAUACCCAAAGCUGUCCGUACGUCGAGAACCGACUACAGCGGCGGCUAUAAGUGGUACGACUCGUUCACUGGCGUCCAGAAAAUUGGCCACAAGUGGUAUAAAGUUCAUCGUCUGAACGACCGGUCAGUCAACGCCCAGAAGGAGUCGCACCGACACGACCUUAACUACCGGGGCUUACAGUCGCUUAAGAACCUUAACCAGUGGUACCGAUGCGACCCAUUGCGAGGCCAACGGUACUACCGAUGCCUCUACGAGACCUGUACUUACGGCACAUACAAAUCGCAACAAAUGGCACAGCAUUUACACUGUAAACACUUCCAGACUCGACGGUUCCCGUGCCGUACGCCCGGAUGCGGUCACGUCUACCUAACGCCUCAAUCUCUGCGCCAACACGAGCGCAAUCAUCGGUGCGGUUUUGGCACCGGUAGAGGCGGUGUAAUGUCCGGCCCGUGCGGUAACCGAAACAUAUUUAAAUACCGGAUUGUGAUGAGAGGCCCGGACGGGCGCAUCAGUGCCUACGAGUGCGCCUUUUGUCACCGACGUAUGCGUUACGAUAUGACAAUCAAACGGCACAUCCAUAACCAACACCUGUGUCCGGAGCGCGUGCUUUGGGUCGAGUGUCCGCCACCGACCGGUGACACCGACUCUGGAGUCCAGUUGAGUCCAGUCCAGACAACUGCCGCCAAUGAUGGUAGUGAUGGCGACGACAUACAGAUACUCGAUGAAAGUCUGACCACCGAUGGCCGUCGCGGCCGACUCCUGACCACCGCCAGCCCAGAGGUGAAACAGUGGCUCCGGGAGCGCAGUGUCAGCACCUGUACGACCGAA
This is a messenger RNA of Medioppia subpectinata, 1449 nucleotides long. NCBI's taxonomy places the organism in Eukaryota, Metazoa, Arthropoda, Arachnida, Sarcoptiformes, Oppiidae. The record is from the annotation of a GenBank genome assembly.